This is a messenger RNA of Vanessa atalanta (red admiral), 610 nucleotides long. Its product is annotated as larval cuticle protein LCP-17-like. The transcript has 4 exons. Gene Ontology annotation, molecular function: structural constituent of chitin-based larval cuticle. Bases 62 to 469 code for a protein of 135 amino acids. The record is from RefSeq and is a predicted model, not a curated record. NCBI's taxonomy places the organism in Eukaryota, Metazoa, Arthropoda, Insecta, Lepidoptera, Nymphalidae. Gene Ontology annotation, cellular component: chitin-based extracellular matrix.
AAAGACGGCGUCGAAAUUUUUUAGUCAGACUGUCAAUCAGCCCCGGUAACCCACUUACAAAAUGAAAUUCCUAGUCGUCCUCGCUGUCGCCGUGGCCUGCGCCGCCGCUGACGUUUCUCACAUCGUCAAAUCUGACGAAUCCCAAGCCCCCAUCCUAAGAUCCGACUACGAACAACAACCCGAGGGCCACUUCCAGUACGCAAUUGAAACCGGCAAUGGCAUCGUCUCCCAAGCUGAAGGUGUUGUGAAGAACCCUGCCUCUGAAAACGCCGCUCUCGAAGUUAAGGGAACCGUCCGAUACACCGCCCCCGAUGGCACCCCCAUCAGCUUGGAGUACGUCGCCGACGAAAGUGGAUACCACCCCACUGGUAGCCACCUCCCCGUCCCACCACCAAUCCCAGAGCAGAUCCUCCGUGCACAAAAAUUCAUCGCCGACCACCCAGCUCCAAUCGUCAAGAAAACCGUUUAAGUUAACCACCGCGACCUUAUUACGAACACUGCCCUAUAGAUAGUUUGUUUGACAACACGAUUUUAACCGACGUUUUUGUUUGUUAUUGUUUUAGCAUUGUAAAAUGUAAGAAGCGAUUUGGUAAUAUAGUGUGAUACAAAA